Molecule: messenger RNA, 474 nt
Organism: Wallemia ichthyophaga EXF-994
Lineage: Eukaryota; Fungi; Basidiomycota; Wallemiomycetes; Wallemiales; Wallemiaceae
Product: Translocation protein sec66
Exons: 1
Coding region: 1-474 (157 amino acids)
Biological process (GO): post-translational protein targeting to membrane, translocation
Cellular component (GO): Sec62/Sec63 complex
Source: RefSeq, a predicted model, not a curated record
AUGAAUUCAAUAUUGAUACCAAUAAUCUAUCUAGUUCUGCUCAUACUACCAUUAUCUUUAUUCAGUAAAAUAUACAGAUCAUCCAACGUAAAAUCCUCGAUCGACUUGAUCUCUGACAGCUGGUUUGAGCCACAUAUAGAGAGAUCAACGUACAUAACGCUGCUUCAGCAAGCGGAUACUGAGGAGAUAGUGCUCAAGUGUGCACUCAUACGCAGAGCAGUCGAGGACGUCAAGAGGAUCUGGAAGAUGAGAGAUGAUAAAGUGGCCCUAGUGACAUUGAUACAGAGGGGACAAGUAGGUGACCAACUCCUGCAGCAGAUCCAGGCAGCGGAGAAGGAGCUCGAGAGUGAGAUUGUCGAGGUUGUCUCGGAAGCAAACACCUUCAGAAUGGGAUGGGGACAGGGCAUAUUCCAAUCAGCGAGUGAAAUCGCACAGCACGACAAGAUCAAGUCAGUUCAUCAAACAAUCGCAUAG